UAGUAUCUAUGACAGUACAGUACAGGUCAGCACCGAAGCACUUUCAUUUCAGCAGCCGGCCCAGUGACAAAAUGGAGACCUUCCUUGUUCUGUGUGUACUCUUUGGUGUGUGUGCUGCUAACAGUGUCUACACGACCUACCUAUGGCACAUGCAGCAGCCUAUCUACUGGCCGGACAAGUUACCAAGCAAUCCUAACACAUACCAGAAAGCGUAUGAUUCUAUCCAGCUCAAGAACACACAAGGAGGUCAUCCUUAUGACAAUAUGGAUGACAUUUUUGGAAAAGAUGACAGAGUGAAUGACUACCAGCAUUAUGCACUGGACGCUGUACAGAGUUGUGCUGCAGACUCUCCAGAUAUGGGAGCUCAGGUGAGCUUCAGUGGUUGUCUAAUUGAGAACUUGAACAACCUUGCAGACAACAACCACAUCUACAGUUCAGGUUGGAACAACGCUUACUCUGGUGCCAUCAAUUCCAUGAAAACCUCAGGCGGAGAUCCUAAACUGGAUUUUGUCUCCUUCACCUACCACCACGCUCUGACCACCCUUAUAGACAGGAAUGCACUUGCCAAAGAGAUUGCAAUUCACAAGCUGAUGUACGCCAAAACGUGGAACAAAGCACCCUACUCUAAAGGCUUCUUCCCCGCUGAGAUGGUGUUCACUGAGAGGGCCAUCCCCACUCUAGUGGCAGCUGGUCUGCAAUGGGUCAUCGUCGCCAACAACCACAUCUCCAGAGCCUGCAAAAAAUACCCUUAUGAUCCCCAUGGCGACAACAAUUCUCCUCCUAACAAAGCUGAUCAGGUGAAUCCUGAGCAGUCUUCCUAUUUCAGAGAGUCCAUUUCUCGUGGCUGCGUUCCAAACAAUGCGUACCCAUUCUCAUACCGACCUCACUAUGCCCAGUAUGUGGAUCCGGAAACUGGGAAUGCAACCAAGAUUAUUGUAAUACCAGCUGCAAUGGCCAUGAGUUGGUUGGAUGGUUACCAGUGUUACGGCACAUCGGACAUAGACAAGAUUGCCGGGAAUAGUGACCCCACCCACCCUAUCCUGGUACUCCUGGCUCACGACGGAGACAACGCCUUUGGAGGAGGGAAUUCGUACUAUGAGGAAUGUGUUAAAAACUUUGUGAACGAAGGAAAAGGAAAGGGAUACAUUGCCACGACAGUGCAGCAGUACCUCAGGCAGUUCCCAGUGGACGAGAAUGACGUGGUGCACGUGGAGGAUGGGGGGUGGGUGAACCCUGACGGGGACUUUGGGUCUCCUCAGAGCCUACAGUGGAACUACCCCCUGCAGCCUAACAAAGCUCAAGUGGGCCAGUUUGACAUUGAGAAUGGCUGGUCCCUGGAUGAGAGGAACUGGGCCGUGCUGACAGCUGCCGAGAACGUCGUGGAAACGGCAGAGCAGGUAUCGAUUGGUGCAAAGAUCAGUGAAAUACAAGCACCAUCAGCUAAUGCAACUGAAGCUGAGUUGGCAUGGCACUUCUUCCUGCCGGGACUCACCUCAGGAUACAUGUACUAUGGGGGAGUGGAGGACAUGCCCGUGAAGCAGACCGUAGCAGCCAACAAUGCCGUCGCUCAUGGACAGAAAGCAAUUGCCAUGUCCAACGGCUUGGACCAGACUCCUCCCACUGUAUGGGCGCUGCAGCGGUUGCCAUGGAACCCAGGGGCAUGUGGCAUGGGGGAACUUUGGGGCUACAAGUACACACCCAUGGCAACUGACUUCCACGUGUGGACCUUUGCUUACGACGUGUCUGGUAUAUCGUCAGUCGUGUUCAACUAUCGCAAAGACAUGGAUGGUAUCAACCCUUUACAAGAUAACUCAAAUGAAGUGUACAAGUCAGACCUAACCCAAGUGACAGACUGGACUACGAUGAAGAUGAAUGAGAGAGUUUUCCCAAAGGGAAAUGUGUACAAUGCCAGCAUUGACUUGAGCUGUAACAGCACAAAAAAGGAUUGCCUCCCUACCAUCAUCGCUAAUGAGUUCUGGAUCAAGAUAACAGGGCUGAAGGAUACACUGAUUGACUACUUUGUGACUGCCACAGACACUAAAGGAAAUGUCAAGAAGACAGACAUAUAUCAUGUCUACAUAGGAGCAGGGAAUGCAGCAUGCAAAGGAUAAACUGUGAUUUCAUAGUUGUGUGUAUAGAUGUAAGGCUGUAAUUUUGUAGCUAUUAGUUAUCCUCUAUUUUUUGCACAAUUAAUUUUGAUGUACAACCACAUAUUAAAAUUAAUGUUGAUAAUAAUUCUUA
Halichondria panicea is the source of this 2241-nucleotide messenger RNA. Its product is annotated as alpha-amylase-like. Gene Ontology annotation, molecular function: catalytic activity. Lineage: Eukaryota; Metazoa; Porifera; Demospongiae; Suberitida; Halichondriidae. The transcript is spliced from 18 exons. The coding region runs from base 9 to 2111 and encodes 700 amino acids. The record is from RefSeq and is a predicted model, not a curated record. Gene Ontology annotation, biological process: carbohydrate metabolic process.